This is a messenger RNA of Condylostylus longicornis, 2974 nucleotides long. RefSeq names its product mediator of RNA polymerase II transcription subunit 25 (gene MED25). The transcript has 5 exons. Lineage: Eukaryota; Metazoa; Arthropoda; Insecta; Diptera; Dolichopodidae. Gene Ontology annotation, cellular component: mediator complex; transcription regulator complex. The record is from RefSeq and is a predicted model, not a curated record. Gene Ontology annotation, biological process: positive regulation of transcription by RNA polymerase II. The coding region runs from base 366 to 2876 and encodes 836 amino acids.
GACACAUGACUAUUGUGAACUAGUUAAGUACACAUUAAUUUUAUUUAUUGCAGAUGAAAAAUAGGAGUAGGCUUUGUAAUGUUGAAUAAAAAUUUUGAUGAGAUUGAGUAAAGUACUACUUUUAAAAUUUUACUGAACGGCGUAAAAAUACAUAGAAUUAUAUACAUACAUAUUUGAUUUUUAUCCAACGUUUAUAUGAGUAAUAUGAAUUAACUCUCAUAUGCAUGCUAGUGUCUGAAUGAGUGCAUAGACAAUUUUCAAGUUCAAAUUUUCGGGAAGUUUGAGUGAAAAGGAAGCAACUUUCAAAAACUUCAAAUUGAUAUAUUGUUUCAAAAUUUAAUUUGGAAAUUCGCACAAACAUAUAAAUGGAAAUUGAAAAAAUGUUUGAUGUAAUAUUUGUAAUAGAAGGCACCGCUAUAAAUGGAGCAUAUAUGAACGAUUUAAAAACAAAUUAUUUAAUUCCGGCUCUUGAAUAUUUUUCUCAAUCUCUGUUUGAAGAAAAAGAAUACUUUACUUCAGAGAAAAGUGCUAUGUUUUACGGCAUAGUUUUGUAUAAAACAGCUCAAUCUAUGCCAAAUAACUCAACUGUAACAUAUGGACCUUUUACAAACCCUCAAAAAGUAAUAAAUGUGCUCGACAAAUUGGACAUGGCAGGAGGGGGUAGUGAAUCUAAUGCUAAUUUAGCGGAGGGGUUAGCCACCGCCUUGUGCUGCUUUGAUGACUUAAAAAUUUUACGACAUCCAAAUGAUAUAAAUCUACAAAAACAUUGUAUACUUAUUUGUAAUAGUACGCCCUAUUCAAUGCCCGUUUUGGAAUGCUAUCAACAUGAAGGAAAAUCGGUUGAGCAAUUGGCCACGAUGUUUUACGAGAAAAAAAUAAAUUUUUCUAUAAUAUCGCCAAGAAAAAUUCCAAUUUUGUUUAAACUUUUCGUAAAAGCCGAUGGAGAUUUGCCUUUAACUGCAAAAAAUUUUUGUAAAGAUCCACGACACUUAGUUCUUUUAAAAGGUUUUAAUCUUAAAGAAAGAUCGUCAAGUCCAAAUAUUAAUGCAAAUACGGUGCAAUCUCAACAAGCGCAACAAAUGUCUUCAAUUUCAGGAGCUGUAAGCCCAAUGGCUCAGAACCAAAUAUUGAAUUCUAAUGUAAUCGAAAAUAGUCAAAUAAAUUCAAUGGCAUCCAGCAUGCCGAAUUUGCAGCAGUCACAAGGACAACAACAAGUACACUCUGUGAUAUUAACUCAGCAACAAGUUCUUCAACAGAAUCAUAAUUUCAAUUCAAAUAUUCAGCCAGUCAAUCGUUGGUUAUUUCAAAAUCCGCCUAGAGGGUCUUUUAAUCAGAUGUCGAUAAGUUCAGUUGCCACAGGUGGUACUAACAUAAGUGCAAAUAUGCAACAACAACAACAAACUCAAAUUGUGGGAAAUAUUGGAUCGAAUUCAAAUUCUGUUUUGAUUUCUCAGCUUAACCAACCUCCAAAUGCGCCCAAUAUAAAUAUGAAUCAGCAAAUGCAAAAUCAAAUGCUCACUCCCGUACAGCAACAAAUGAGAAUGCAACUAUUAAAUCAACAACAACCUUCAACAGCAGGUCAGCAACCAGGAAUUCUUCCUAUGCAGCAGCAAGCAUCGAGUGCACAGCAUCAACUUAUGCACCAACAAUCUCAGCACAACCAAUCAGGAUCUGCAGUUUCAAAUAAUGCGCCUGUUACAAGUAGUAAUAGUACUAAUGUUGGAAAUAUUUCAGCAGAGAGGGAAAAGGUUUGGAGUGGAACCCUCGAGUGGUUAGAAAAAUCUAAAACAGAUCAAUCUAAGUCAGCUCGAUCAGUGCAGUGCCAAGUUUUUGCUAAUAUAAAAGAUGGUGAAGUUGAAGUCAAAGCUGAUAAUUGGCCGCCACGACUUUUGAUGCAACUAAUGCCAAAACAUUUAGUUGGUAAUGUUGGAGGGGAAUAUUUAAAAGAUUCUAAAGUAGUAGUCUUUAAACCACAAUCAAGCGAAUCAUUAGACGCAUUAUCAAAAAUUAUGAACAAUGGAUUUGCUGGUUGCGUGCAUUUCAAUGUCUCAACUCAAGGUCCUUCUUGUGAUAUUCGAAUACUUAUAUUGUUGUACACACCCGAAAAAAAAACAUAUUUAGGUUUUAUACCAAACGAUCAAACUAUGUUCGUUGAUCAGCUACGUAAAGCCAUUCAACAGAAGCAGCAACCGUGCGUAAAUACUCAGCAACAGCAACCCCAACAAAUGCAACAACCAUCCCCAUCAGCACAACAAUUGCAACCUCAACAGCAACCUUUACAACCAGCACAGCAACAACAGUCGCAACAUCAACAGCAACAGCAUCAACAGUCACAACAACAAUCACAAUCGACGCAGCAAUCGUCUCAGACUUCCCAAAUUAUUCCUACUGGUGUUAUUGGUGCAAAUGUUAACAUGGUUGGAAAUGUAGUCGGAAAUUCCUUGCAGCAGUCCCAAAGUUCAAAUAUUUCAUCGGAGACGAAUACGCAACAACAUUUCAAUUCUUAUAAUCCAAAUCAAGUACAACUGCAAAUGCAGCAAGAUCAAAUUCAAAAUAAUUUGCAACAGAUAGGUAUGAUGCAAAGGACCGGAAUGGGUGGAUUAAUGCAACAUCAAGGUCCUAAUGCGGUUAACAUACCUGUUAUACAGGGAGUUAAUCAGAUCGGCGGUCCGCAACAACAACGGAUGGUUCGCCCAAUGAUGUCGAAUCCAGGCCUUAGAAUGCUUUUGCAACAACCAGGCGCUCAGCCAGGUAAUCAAUUUAGGCCACAGUUACAGCAGAUGGUAGGAUCGAAUCCGAAUAUGAUAGGAAGCUCAGGUCCUAGUCAACUUCCUAGACCAAAUAAUUUCGAAGAUCCAAAUUUCGAUUUUAUGUAGUUUUAAUAAAUUGAGUAUAACGCCAAACUUAUUAUAUUUAAAUAUUCAUUAAUUUAUUCCGAUAUUGAUGAAUAAAUUGUAAGAAAAUUGUUUUAUUC